GCGCCAUAUGAUUGUGGGGGAUACAAUUCAAGAUGGAGGGACGUCCCAUUUCGGAUCUUAAGGUUGCUGAACUUCGCAAGGAGCUAGAAAAGCGCAACAAAGAUAAGACAGGCGUCAAACAAGUGUUGUUGGAUCGUCUUAAAGAGACUUUAGAAAAAGAUGGUCAUGACCCCCAAACUUAUCGUUUCAGAGAUGGGAUUGAAAGUAUCAAAACUGACCAAGAACUGCCCGAACAUUCGCCUGUAAACGGUGACGGACCAGUACCCGGUAAGUAGUUUCCCUAUUCAUGUUCAUAUGGACGUAUGACACAAACUUGUUUACUCAUUUGAAAUCAUUUUGUUUCCACAAGUCAUUUCAUCUCACAGUAACAGAUCGGUAAUAGAAUACUUCUAGUCUCCUUGUGCGGCCGACUUCAACGUGCACGUAAUGGACCAAUAAAAUCAACCUAUGUAAAAACCUCGACAGUAAAUUUAACUCAGUCACUCUUUGUGCAGUACGCGUAAAGCCGUGCAAACACUCACUUUUGAUGCUAAUGGACACUAGUGCAUUCCUUAUUGGUUGGGCGGGUCAUAGCUCGUAAUCUUCACACCAUAUAUAUUCAAGUUUUGUCGUACUACCUGAAAGAAGCCACUUUCCAAAGCCAUACCCUGUUGUAUAUGAAUCUGUAAAUCUUGGAUCGUCUCUACUUUUAGUGAUCUGAUCAACUGCCUAUCCAAUUGUAAAUGAAAAUCUGAAGCGGACAAAAGUUUAUGAUUCCUGUAAACAAAUUCAUCGUAUUUUGGAAACAACAGGAAACCCUUGAAUUUUGUUGUUAUUAUCGUAGGAUCAAUGCUGCGAGCAAGUGGCCGACUACUUUGCUUUGAACCGUUAUGACCAGGAAAGUUUAAUGUGGUUUGUAUUCACCACCGCUGCUGCACAGUUCAGAUUAAAUGAGCUGUGAUUAGUCAUCAUGUGCUUUAUUUAUCUCGUCGAUCUACAUUAUAUUUUGGUGUUGAGACGACUGUCACUAGAAGUCGGAAUUGUAAAUUAUAAUGUUCGUAGCCAAGUCGUCGUAAAGUAUGAUGCCCUGUCUUAUACCUGGCGAGUAUUGCUACUGCUUUCUCCAAUAACUAGAAAGCAUUGAACCUGUGCUAAUCAAACUAAUGGUAAUAACUUUCUACUCUUAUUCUAUUGAAAGAGAAAACUGAACCCACCGCAAAAAGGCAUAGCUCGUCAGAUGACAUGUUAAGCGAUGAGUAUGUUAUCAGUGAACAUUCAGUGCAGAAAAAGAUUACCGAAGAAACUGUCCCGUACGUUGUUCAAGUUGGAGAGCAAGAGGAAGAUUUAGAUUAUGAUUUGAAGUGUGGAAACGACGUAUCAGAAGUGACAAAUAAUAGCAACGAUAUCCAAGUCAAAAAUGAAGAAUUUGGCAAACAUGAAAACCAACCAGAAAGUGCCGUUAUCACUCAUCAGAUUAGUGAAAGCUGUAGAAAUUUAUGGAUAAGUAACUUACCGAAAUCGGUGAAGGCCGCAGACUUAAAGCAACAUUUUAGCAAGGCGGGGAAGGUAGUAUCAGCUACUGUGGUUAUGAGCACCCGCUCACCUGGAGGCUGCUUUGGAUUUAUACAGAUGGCUUCUGCAGAAGAGGCAGCGUCUGCUGCCAGAGCUUAUGAUUUAACAGAGUUUGGAGGAUGCAUACUACGGGUUGAAGCGACAGAACGAAAAGCACCAAUUCAAUCAAACAAAGCAAACGAUCGAGUACCUGGACUAAACAAAUUAAAAACGUCUAGUGUUCCCGAUUCUCGUCGUACCGUAUCCAGACCACUGAUAUCUCGAAGUCGUUAUAUUGCGAACAGACGGCGAUUGUUGCGUCGUGCUGCCAUAAAAAGUGCUAUUUUGAGUGAACAACGAAGAAGGUCUGAAUAUUUGGCCGCUAGUAAUCGUUUAAAUUCCACUAAGAAAGCUCCAAUCAAAAGACCUUUACGCCAGUUUACUAGACCGAAUUACAGGAUGUCAAAGGAUAAUUUGCGUUCCCGAGGAAGUUUGGCUCUUGUAUCUAGACAUAAAACUAUUUCACAACGGCAAAGCUCUACGCGAAUCAACACCAAUCAAGGGAUACAAUCGCUGUCACAAAGACAACUAAAUUAUGCCAUCAGCCGAAGGUUGCGUGAAGAAAUUCCUAUUCACAAAAGUGCUAGUAUUUCGCAUCGGUCUUCUAAAUCGUUUUUGCCUAGAGUGCGCAGAAAUUCAAAUUUACAUCUAGAAGACCAUCGAAGCUAUCUUUCUUCACCCUCUUGUUUGACUUCCUUGAAUACAAUGACACCGAAGAAAACCCCGACAUUUCGCAGUAAUCGUUCUGUAGAAAGGGAUUUACGUGAACUUUAUCGCCCUGUUUUGUCAGAACGAAAGCGCUAUCCUCAGUCAUCACCUGGUCGAUCCAACGCAUCAAGUCGAUACACACGAAACACUCAAUCAUCAGUCUACACAGAGAGAAACACUGUUAAACCGGUAUAUGAUAGUCGUUCUCGUCAAAGUCAUUUGGUGACCCGUUCUGAACCACGCUAUUCGAAUUACAGCAAUUUUGAUAGUCGAAAGAUGACUGUAACCUCUCGAACCGAUAUGUGUCCUCAAGAACGUCAUCGAACUCAUUACAGUCAUCUAUCUGAAAUGCGCAGCCGUCAGUUGAGAUCGAACCCCUCAACUUCACGAGUGAGAGUUGAGGAUGGUAGACGAGAGUAUCGUGCAGUUAGUAGAAGCCCACCGAGGUCAAGAGAUUCUGCAAUGAUGCGUCCGUACCCAGUUUCCCUCAGUUUCAAUCGUCAUCGCACGGAAACCAGUCAUCGUAGCCGCAGUCCAUCAAUGUUCCAGUCUGUACCACACAGGCCUGAAAUUGUGGAAUAUGAACACCGUUCAGAGCCAAGAACAAGUUGGCAAACUGACAGACGAUCCAAAGUCCUUUCAUCUCUAUCACAAUCGUGGAGGCCAGCUAACAAUGCAUUUUUCCUAUCUACUGCAUACGAAAACAGAAACACGGGUCGCCGAUAUCAAUGAAAUUUAUUAUUUAUUAUAUACUAACAAUAUAUAAUAUUCAUAAAACUAAGCGACUGUUUACUUCUUUCAAAUAGCUGUAGUAUAUGUAUUAUAUGUGAAAAGGAGAAGUUAUUUCCAGAAACAAUAUUAGCGUUCACUGAUUCCUAUGAAGCAUUUACAUUAUAGUAAUAUAAACAAUCGUAUUCUUUUCAUGGACAGUAUUGAUUGAUGUAGUGGUGUGUGUCUUUACAACGAGGAAG
Molecule: messenger RNA, 3269 nt
Organism: Schistosoma turkestanicum
Lineage: Eukaryota; Metazoa; Platyhelminthes; Trematoda; Strigeidida; Schistosomatidae
Source: the annotation of a GenBank genome assembly